ACAUGUUGACCAGCGGCGGGAGAAGGCGGAACCGCGCGCAGCCAAUGGUGCCUCAGAGGCCCCCCAGCCCCGCCCCAAGGUGAAGACAGCUGGCCGCAGGAGGCAAUGGGCAAAUGAGUGAGGGCGCCCGUCGGGCCCCGCCUCCGCCGUGCCCACGUGCAGCGGCGGAGCCAGGGGCCUCCUAGAGAUCACCCGCCCCCAAAGCACCAUUCUGUGUUCCGGCCUUUCGCCACCAGCACGGGGCUGGGAACUGAGGCCUAGAAACGCAAGUAACAGACGUGGAGUUGCUGAGCGAAGCUGUAGGACGCAGCAACCCUCCAGCCCAGGAGUUUGUCCAAGGGUCGGGCCUGGAGCCGAAGCUUGUAGCAGCCCUACAAGUCUGAGGGGGCGGGCGUGGUCGCGUGGGGUGGGCCGAGGUUCCCCGAGGUUCCCCGGCAAGUUUCAGGAGGGCGGGGCCAGGAGCUGGGCUGUCCCGGGGCGGGGCGGGGCGUCCUGGGGGGCGGGGCCGAGCGCCUGUGUUUGUUGCGCCGUGUCAGUUACAUUGUAACAAAAGUGGUGCAGCCGCUCCUCCGGCCAGCACCGUAGGCCAGCCCGCCGCCAGCUGUCGCGGACAUGGAACCCGUGGCCAGCAAUAUCCAAGUUCUGCUGCAGGCGGCCGAGUUCCUGGAGCGCCGCGAGAGAGAGGCGGAGCAUGGCUAUGCGUCCCUGUUUCCGCACCGAAGUCCUGGCCCGGUCCACAGGAGGAGGCGGCGGUCCCCCCAAGAUCCUGGCGCGCUGGACAGUGGGCGGUCUGUGCAUAACGAGUUGGAAAAGCGCAGGUGAGUCCCAACCCUGCCCUGACAGCACCAGGCCCCAGGAACUGCCUCCCUCUGGCCUUCCCUCCCCUGCUGUCCCUCAUCUGGCCAGCAAGUCUGGGCUGGCACUGCCCUCUAGACCCCUUCCCCGCAGGAGGGCCCAGCUGAAGCGGUGCCUGGAGCAGCUGAAGCAGCAGAUGCCCCUGGGGGCUGACUGUGCCCGAUACACCACACUGAGCCUUCUGCGCAGGGCCAGGAUGCACAUCCAGAAACUGGAGGAGCAGGAGCAGCGGGCCCGGCGGCUCAAGGAGAAGCUUCGAAGUAAGCAGCAGAGCCUGCGGCAGCAGCUGGAGCAGCUCAGGGGGCUUGCGGGGCCUGGUGAGCGUGAGCGGCUGCGGGCAGACAGCCUGGACUCCUCAGGCCUCUCCUCCGAGCGUUCUGACUCAGACCAAGAGGAGCUGGAGGUGGAUGUGGAGAGCCUGGUGUUCGGGGGCGAGGCUGAGCUGCUACGGGGCUUCAGCGCCGGCCAGGAGCACAGCUAUUCACACGGUGGUGGCGUCUGGCUAUGACCUUCGUUGCCGGAGGGGCCUCUAUGCUCAGACCACCCUUGGCUCUGCCCAACUGGAGUCCUCGCCGAGCCUCCAGGGCUGCUGAGAGUCGCCUCCUGUUGGAAUGGACUAAAUGGACCUUGUGUGGAAACAGGUGCUCCCCCUACCCUGCUGCUGGCUGCCGGCAGCCCCUCCUAGGACAGAGAGCCCUGCGGGGCAGGUGGCUUGGGCCCAGGCUGCCCUUCCAGGCAUUUUUAGUAGCACUUGGCUCUGCUGUCCAUGGGGGCAGGGAGCCUUUUGGGCCCUCACGUUCCUUCCUAGACAAGGGCCCGCCCCUGGCCUUUGCCCCACAUGUACUGUUCAGUGUUUUCAUUAAAAGCCCCUUUCUUAACUUCC
Molecule: messenger RNA, 1738 nt
Organism: Sus scrofa (pig)
Lineage: Eukaryota; Metazoa; Chordata; Mammalia; Artiodactyla; Suidae
Gene: MXD3
Product: MAX dimerization protein 3
Biological process (GO): regulation of transcription by RNA polymerase II
Molecular function (GO): protein dimerization activity; RNA polymerase II cis-regulatory region sequence-specific DNA binding; DNA-binding transcription factor activity, RNA polymerase II-specific
Source: RefSeq, a predicted model, not a curated record